AUGUCAGAAUUCCAACCACCAGACACAUCUUCUUUCGAGAGAGUAGCUUACCUCUGUGGGUAUCCCAUAGGUCACUCCAGAUCGCCUUUGUUACACCACUCAAUAUAUUCUUCAUAUGGAAAGAAAUGGGCUCAAUUACUGUUCGAGACGAAAGACCUGGAAGACUUCUUAUCAUAUCUCAAGAAGGAUCCAAAAUGUAUGGGUAGUGGUGUGACAAUGCCUUUCAAGGUUGCAGUCAUCCCUCUGCUGGACGAGCUUACCGAAGAAGGCAAGGUGAUUGGGGCUGUCAACACAAUAUUCUUCAAGACAGCUCCCGACGGUUCGAGAAUAUGCUGUGGAACAAAUACCGAUUGCCUUGGCAUUCGUGACGCCUUUGCAAACAAUGUUGUUGGCGCGCCGUACGAAGGGAAACCAGGACUUGUCGUUGGUGGAGGUGGAACAUGUAGGGCUGCCAUAUAUGCACUACAAAAGUUCAUGGGUUGCUCUCCAAUUUAUAUCAUCAAUCGAGACGCUGCGGAAGUGGAGGCCGUGUUGCAAGAAUGUCGCGCCCAAGGUGUUGCUGACGAUUUGACAUACGUAUCUUCGACAGCACAGGCGGAAGCACUGCAGCCUCCUAUCGCUGUAGUGAGUGCUGUACCGGAUUUCCCUCCACGAACUGAAAACGAGAAAACAGCCCGAGCCAUUUUAUCGAACUUCUUGGAUAGAGGGGAGAAGGGUGCACUUCUAGAGAUGUGCUACCAUCCAUCACCUCACACUGAGAUAACAGCGCUAGCGACUCAGGCCGGUUGGCAGGUCAUUGGCGGGAUUGAGGCUAUGAUCGGACAAGGGUUUGCGCAAGCGGUUCUCUGGACCGGCAUUGAAAUUGAUGAGCAGCUAAGGAGUUCUGCCAGGGAAGCAGUGCUAAAUGUGCAGCAACCGCAAUAUUGA
Messenger RNA from Exophiala aquamarina CBS 119918, 927 nucleotides. RefSeq lists its product as uncharacterized. NCBI's taxonomy places the organism in Eukaryota, Fungi, Ascomycota, Eurotiomycetes, Chaetothyriales, Herpotrichiellaceae. The record is from RefSeq and is a predicted model, not a curated record. Gene Ontology annotation, molecular function: shikimate 3-dehydrogenase (NADP+) activity. Bases 1 to 927 code for a protein of 308 amino acids. The transcript has a single exon. Gene Ontology annotation, biological process: chorismate biosynthetic process; shikimate metabolic process.